CCAUACUUUAGUCUACCUGUACAUUUCCCAAGUAAGCCGCUAGUUGUACACGUCGUCGAUCGUUGAAAUCUCUUAAGAAGUAUAUAAAACACACCAAAAUAAUCAAAAAACCUUCAAAACACGCAAAAAAAGUACCCCAAAAGUGCAUUCUAGAUUCUAAAGACAACCGAGUGACUUUCAAAGUUAUAUGUGCGAUUAUUCGGAGUUUGUAUUAAGUGUUUAAGUGGUAGUGGCGAUCUUAGGAAUUUAGGUGUGUGAUACUUAAGGAAUUUCUUGGUGUUUUUUGGAUUAUUUCUUCUGCAAUUUUCUCUGGAAUAAUAACAAAUAAACAUGUAGGAUCCCAAUAAAAAACAGUAGAUUAGAUUACCAAGAAAAAAAAUAGGUUAGAAUAGUUAAGGGUGAAAUAGUUAAGAUGUCUUCAGAAUCUACACCUAUUUGUAGAUGUAGAGUGUUGUAUUUGGGAUCCAGUGUCCCCCAGCAAACAAAAGAUGGUCUACAGGGGAUACAGGAACCAUUACAGGAAUUAUAUCCAGAUCAAGGUGCAACUGGAGCCCGUGGUAUAGACAGUUGGCUAAGCGUGUGGUCAAAUGGUAUUUUACUGGAAAACGUCGACGAAAAUCACAAAAAAAUCACCAGGUUUUUCCCCAUUGAAAGUUUACAUUACUGCGCAGCCGUAAGAUAUGUUCUAGUGCCUGAAAAAAAUACACUGCAUAGUCCUUCGCCCAGAUUUCUCCCCUUGGACUCUCCAUUCGCUCGAGCUCCCAACCCAACGCACCCACCUCUAUUCGCCGCCAUUUUGAGGCGCACAUCCGGAAUUAAAGUAUUGGAGUGUCAUGCUUUUAUUUGCAAAAGGGAAGUUGCAGCUAAUGCUUUAGUACGCUGCUGUUUUCAUGCCUAUGCAGAUUCAAGCUACGCUAAGCAAGUUGAUAGUGCUGGAAGUAUAUAUGGAACUUUAGCCAGUGAAAGAAUCACCAAUAAGGAUAAGCUUGAUGAGUGGAAAAUGACCCGGUCACAAUCAGGUUCCACCAUCACCAUAAAUACCAUAGGAAACGGACAAAUCAAUGGACAUGGUAAUGGUAAUGGUAACGCAAACACAAACGGUAAAGACGACGUAAGCAUCUACAAUGGAGAUGACAACCACAAGGUGUGGGCUGGUUCCCAAGACAACUUGGAUGGUAUUUACGAUGUGUAUUCGACUUCCACAAUAAGCAGGCCUUCUAGACCUAGACAGAUAGUGCAACCUGUGGCUGUCCCACCCCCACCAAUGAAAGAGAAAAAGAAGAAGAGUAAGGGGAAAUCUCUUGGUAGUUCAAGAGAAGACUUAUAUCAUCCACUAAUGAACGGUAAAGCUAGCAGUGUGUCUGGAACAAUGAUGAAGCAACAACGUCAUAUGCCUCAGAUGCACCAAAUGCACCAAAUGCACCAAAUGCAGCAAAUGCAACAUCAGCAACCGAUUUAUAUCAUGGCGCCUCAUCCGGGAACACUACCAAACCCCAAAUUCUUCAAACAACACGGGAACACUUUCUCCUACAGACCUAGAGGGAAAAUGUUGAUACCAGCUCGCCCCAUACCUCCACCAAUGGUACCCAUACCACCAAUGGCCCCCAUGAUGAUCCCAACGCUGCAGAAAAACAAAAAAAACAAAAACAAGCAACACGUGAUGGAGGAGCCCAUUUACAUGCCCAGCAACAGGGCUCUUAGCCCCGUGGCUAGCUACCAACCCGUGAAUUUUCCCCAUGAAGCUUACUUGAUGCAGCACUACGCGACCUUGGAGUCUCAGGGGAAGCAGCAGACGAAAAAUCGACGGGAGAAGAGUCAGGAGAAAAAGUUGAGCAAAAAGUUGGCUCAAAGUAUGAACGGUCUAGACGACCCCAAUUUAUCCGAGGAGAGUCCUUUUAACACUGGGAUAUACAGGAAAAAAGGUCAUCUAAAUGAAAGGGCUUUCUCCUACUCCAUCAGGCAGGAACAUAGGAGUAGAAGUUAUGGCAGUUUGGCCAACUUGAAGUUCGCCACACCCAUACCCAAUGGACAUGAUGUAGAGGAUAGAGAAGACAUAAAAAAGGAGAGAGAAAUAAUGCAGAUGGUUCAAGAUUUAGAUCUUUCUGGUGACGAAUUGGAACGCUCUGAAGUACCAAGAGGGAUGUACGAGUCAAGACAAAUGGGACCUGGAGCUCCAGUCCUAGUUACAGCCCCACCACAAAUGAAUGGGAGGGGACAUCGUCGGUAAAAAGAUAUGGUUAAACCACUUAAACAUCAGCCAUAGAUACAUCACAAUUAUAUUUUUUUAAACAAAAUAAACAUUUCAUAUACUUUUUUAUAAGGUUAUAAAAGUAUACUGAUUUUUUUACUGAAAUAUAUAUACACAUAUAAAUAUAUAUAAUAUUAAAACAAUUCAAGUUUUUAUUUUAAACUUGCGAUUGUAUUAUUUUAUUACGUAAUUUUAUAUACCUAGGUAAUAAUAAUUAUAGUCAGAUAGAUAAAAUGUAUAUAAGAUUACCUACAUAAGAACUAAAAUAAUAUAUAUAUACAUACAAAAAAUAAUACUGAUUUUUUUAACCAUAGAAUAUUUUAUAUAGUUUUAAUGACAAUAUUAUCUAUAAUACUUACAGGGUGUUUAAAUAUAAUGUACAUUUUGUACACCCUGUAUAUUCUCCAAUACUCAUGUAAAUAUUUUGUAAAUUAUUUAAAUUUUACUAAUUUGCUCAAAUUUAUGAAAUCAUCAGUCAAAAUCAUUUUAUGUUUUAAUUAUUAUUAAGUUUUAAUUGAAAAAUUUUUAAUUACUAAUUUUGUAAUUUAAAAAGGUAUAAGGUUUGAAUUAAAAAAUAAUUACCAAAUAUUUUAUAUUUUGUGAAAACGAUUAUUUUUGGAUAACAUUUUUAUAUUAUUAAAAAAAAUAACCCUUAAUCAUAUUAUUAUUAUUAUACUCAUUAUUGUAUUUUUAAAUAACUUUGUUUUGUUGUAUAUUUUAAAUCGAUUUUUUAUUUUUAUUUGUGCCAUUAUGUCACACCUUGUUUAACCCAUACAAAAUGUAUAGACUUUUAAAAGGCAUCUAAGUUUUGUAAAUUAAUUUUUUAUUUUUGUAUUACAUUUACACUGUUUAACUCUUGUAAGAAUGAUCUGUAAAUAAAUAAGGUAUUUAAAAAAGAGUUUUUUUUCAAACGUCAGUAUGAUUGAUUGAUUUUAAAAAGCUAAAAACAAAAUAACGUGAUUUUUGUCUUC
Molecule: messenger RNA, 3219 nt
Organism: Brassicogethes aeneus
Lineage: Eukaryota; Metazoa; Arthropoda; Insecta; Coleoptera; Nitidulidae
Source: the annotation of a GenBank genome assembly